AAAAAUCAGUCCAUUCCAAAUAAGUAGGUAACCUGAAUGAAGGAUGUGAACUGCAGUCAGUUUUUAGAAUUUCUGCGUGAAAAUAAAAUGCUUUAUUAUGUGUUAUUCGUGUUGAUAGGCAUUGCAGGGGAUGUUGCUAGUAAUGAAUCAGAAGCACCGAGAACAAAAAUAAAGCAGGGAGAAAUUAUAGGAACAACUUAUUUAACGUAUUCUGGUAGAAAAGUGUGGGGAUUUUAUGGAUUACCUUUCGCUGCACCUCCUGUAAAAGAACGCCGUUUCGAACCUCCUUAUCCACCCGAACCAUGGGAUAAGCCCAAAAUUGCAACCAACAAAUCAGAUUUCUGCGUUCAGUUAGAAUUUGCAGCCCCAGCUGUUUCCACUGGUAACGAAGACUGCCUUUAUUUGGAUGUUUACACGCCAAAAGUUCCAAAAGAUGGAAAAUGUGAUAAACUACUCCCAGUUUUGGUUCAUUUUCACUCCAGCUCAGCAUUUUUCUUUUCUGGAACCCCGCAGGAAGCUUACUACUUGUUAGAUAAACAUGACGCUGUAUUUGUAACAAUUAAUUACAGGCUGGGCAUUUUUGGUUAUCUUACAACUGGUGACGAUGUCGUCCCUGGGAAUAACGCAUUUAAAGACCAGGUCAUGUCGCUGAAAUGGGUGCAAGAAAACAUUAGAUCAUUUUGUGGUGAUCCAAACUUGGUAACUGCAGAAGGAAUAUCGGAAGGGGCUAAGGGUGCAUCAUUACUCAUGCUUUCUCCACUUGGCAAAGGCCUAUUUCAUCGUGUAAUUGCGUCCAGUUUCAAUAGUUUCACUAUCAUCGCUUUUCACGCUGAAGGAAAGGAACUUGCUAAGACGGUCGCUAAUCAGUUAAAUUGCCCAACUAAAAAUUCCAAAGAAAUGGUUGAAUGUUUAAAACUAAAAAAUUCGUACAUAUUUUUUGACCUUGAAUUGCAGUUUCGAAAAUUAUUUAUUUUACCGCUUGAAGUCUACGGAAGUACUAUAGAAAUAUGCCACAAAGGUGCAUUGUUGUCAAAAACACCUAUAAAAGCUCUUGCUGAUGGAGACUUAGCUCAGAAUGUGCCAAUUCUCCAUAUAGAAACGGAGUAUGAAGGGAAUAUAUUGGCUUAUUUCAUGGCUGUUCCUGGCUUGAUGGAAGUUAUGGACUUGACUUACAGAAAAAAUUUGAAAUACAUGUUGGAUUUUUAUCAUACGAUGCCACCUCAUCUUUUUAAAAACACUUCCGAAGCAAUUAAACAAGAGUAUUUUGGAGAUGGCUUAAUGUCACUUAAUGAACGUGGUUUCAAGUCUAUGGUAACUGAUGCGCUUAUUUCUGAAGGAUCAUACACACAAUGGCUACAAUUUGCCAAACAUUCUAAUAUGCCAGUGUAUAAUUUUCGCGAUUGCUACCGAGGCGUGUUCAGCACCAGCAUAUUUCUUUCACUUGUACAGUCGAAUAAAGAUUAUGGCGCUUCUCACACCGAUGCCAGUUUAUAUGUUAUUUUCGAUAGUGCGUUUGAUAAGAAAAUACGUUUAAGUAAAAAAGAUAAAGCCAUGGUAGAUUUCAUGACAGAAUUGUACUAUUCCUUCAUGGUUGAUGGUAAACCUUCAGUUGCUGAUAAGUUAGGCUGGUUGCCACAACCCAAAACCGGAGAUGAGGCUUAUUAUUUGCAGUUUGAAAAUCCUUAUCGUAUGUAUUUGAAAAAAAAUGACAACUACGGUAACCGUAAAUUUUGGCACUCGCUGCCAAUUCAGAAAUAUUACGGAUUCCCGGAUGACUUUUGCGAACUUGAGAGUACAAAAACGGCGAGUACGAAUAAUGGACGAGAUAAAAACAACGAGAACAAGAAACCUGAACUGAAACAAGAUGAAAAAGAAAAAGAGCAAUACGAUCAGCAAGUAUCAUGUGAUAGAAACCAAGAAGAAAAAAUGCAACGUCUACAUAACCAAGAGAAGUGGCAGAAUCAUCAUAGUAAAGAAGAUGAGUUGCACCAACAAUAAGUACAGGUGUACCAAAUACAUCACCAGCAAGAUUAGCAGAAUUUGAAACAUUUGAAAGAAUGGAAAAAAUCUUACGAGAAACCUCAUUCGAAGGCAUAAAAAUGUAUUUUUACUAUCCUCAAUCGAUUCAAAAAAGUAGGUACCUACAUACUUUUUGAAAAAUACAUAGCUGAAAAAUAACAAUUAUUAUAAACCUGCACACGA
Planococcus citri (citrus mealybug) is the source of this 2202-nucleotide messenger RNA. RefSeq names its product esterase E4-like. Gene Ontology annotation, molecular function: serine hydrolase activity. The coding region runs from base 37 to 1998 and encodes 653 amino acids. The transcript is spliced from 10 exons. The record is from RefSeq and is a predicted model, not a curated record. Lineage: Eukaryota; Metazoa; Arthropoda; Insecta; Hemiptera; Pseudococcidae.